AUGAAUUACUGGAUAAUAGGAUUAUUACUGAUGAAUUAUGUACUGGGUAGAAUGAAUAUUCAGGAUGUACGGGAUAUUCAUUAUACUUUAAUUGGUGAGAAAGAGGUGAUUAUUAAUCCGGAUGGAGCCCUUAAUCCAUUACGUGGUUAUAUUACACGCAGGAAUGCAUAUAUGCAUAAUAAACGGUUUUAUUCGUGUGAGAUAGACACUCACUACUUACUGCGGGUGAAAGACACUGAUAACCCUUAUAUGCAGGAAUAUGAGUUUACAAGGACCCCAGCCAGUGACAAAGUCUAUGAUGACUUAAAUGAAGAUACCUGCACUAAUAAGUAUCUGAAAAUGUAUUAUUCUCAACUUAUAAAGAUGUUUCCUUCUGUGGAUGGUGAUAUUUCCAUUGAGGCAGGUAGGCCUAAUAUGCUUACUAACUUCUUAAGGGCAGCACAUGUUAAAAAAGACGCAAAAUACAUUCUAGCAGCCUUUUUGCUUCUCUCAGAGGGAAUUGACAUAAAAAUAAGCAUAGACAAAAAAGAAGAAAAGAAGAGGCUUAUUAUAAAGAGUAAGAGAGUGGAAGGGAAGGAAUUUACAAAUGUGGAAUUAUAUCUAGCAGGAAUAGAUCCAGUUACACUGAAAUAUAAAGAAGAUAUUUACCAAAGUGAAGUAGUAAAGGGUGUUAACUUCUAUUUGCGCUGCAGAGAUAAUCCGUUAAUAAAGAAGGGUGGUGAGUUUUCCAUGCCUGCUACAAAAGAAGAAUUUGAAAGUGGCAGAUUCCUGAAUAAUGCAGGAUUCCUUAUACAGACAUAUAUAUACGAAUACAUUGAUAAUAUACAAGAGUAUAAGGCAUUUUUGGAGGCAGUUUAUGAAUUGUUGGAAGAUCAGAUUACUAAAGGAUCUGGUGCAGAAGGAAAAAAGAAAGAGAAGAUGGAAAGAAUAUUUAAAAAGUUCUUUCUAGAGAAGGAUUCCCUUGGGGAAAACAAAAAAUGCAUUAUGCCUUUCUAUAACCUUAUGAAGGCAGCAGAUGAUGAUUCUGUAUUUCCCUUCUAUAAUUCUAGCCAUUUACCGCGGUACACUAGAGUGCCUUGUUUAAAACUAGACAAAUCUGGGUUUGAUUUAGACCAAGCUGCAUACUACAGUAAUUGCGUGGAGACAGGCCUUCUUGGUCUAUUUUGCUGCCUGGCAUACAACCCAGAGACAAAAAGGUAUGAAACCAGUCACAUGGGAGAUAAAAUAAGUGAUGAAUUGAAAGACUUCUUUGAAAAGUAUUUUAGACCAGCAGAAACCACAGACUUAGAGAUGCACAAAGAAUGGUGCAAGGUUGUUGCUUGCUUGGAAAAUGACAAGAUUAACUACAAGUACCCAAAAAAUGAACUUUUCUCAGGGGUUGCAAAUAUAUUCCUUGCAAUUGCAGAAAUAACAGGAGAAAAAGCAGAAAUAUUAAAAUUAGUCAAAUAUAUUGAAGAGUGCACUUCUGGGGAAUUAGAUUACUCACAGCAAGAAUAUAUUUCAGAUAAGAUAGAAUUAAUUAUUGCUUCUUUGUCGAAAAACAAGAAUGUGCAAGUAAGCUGUGAUAAAAUGGAAAUAGAGCAAGGGACAGCCAGUAAUCUAGAUCUGUUCUGCAGUAUUAACAUUAAUUAUACCUUUAAUGGUACUUAUAGUGGUAUUUCUAUAUGUGUGAAAAGAGGGCACACAAUUCUUAGUCUUCUGUCAGAACUAGACUCAAACUCAAGCAUUAAAGAGAAAUACGUAGAAGCCAGAAAAAUAUACAGUGGAAUGAAUAGUUACACAGGAUGCAUGAUUACACAGUGCAUUGAUGUGGAGAUAAAUAAUACAACAAUGGAUAGUUUAGAUGUUGAAGGAGAUUUCUUGAAAAAGGUGGAUACCAUAAUAGAAGACGGGUAUGAAAAUAUGUCUAAAGUAUUCUUAUUAGAGAAACUUGCAUACAUUAAUUUUAGGCCGUAUUUUAUAGAGAAAAUUAUAACUCACUCAUUGGAGAAAGAGCUUACCCCAAAGGAUCCUGCUACUCGUUUUGUUGCAAAUAUUUUGGGAAGUCUGCCCCUUAAUGAUGCUAUCACACGACACGCCUCAAUGGAACUAUUUCCAUUUCAUUCUAACUGGCAGACACUCUUCCCAAGGCUUGGGUAUGCACCAUUGCAGCACCUGCCUGAGGCAGUUAUUAUGAAAUUAUACACACUUAGACGGUAUUAUUCUCUUGUGCAAAAAUGUUCAGUUUUUGCUGCAACCAAGGCACUGUGCAACUAUUUACAGGCUACUGUAGAUAAUAGAGGCAGGUACUAUGCGAUAUUGUACUUCUCAGAGACUAGAAAUGUGUUUGAAAGUAUUUUGAAAACUCGCUUAGUACAGCACUUAGCAGAAAUUCAUUCUGUAAUUGAGAAAACCAAGGACCCAAAUGAUUUGGGGCGCAUUAACAUAGUUUACAUCUACUGGUUUAUACUUGCAUGCAAAGAGAAGGCUAAUUUCUCCUUGGAAAUUAUUCAGAUGGUUUACAGAUUUAUACACUUUGACCACUUGCAAGGCAUUGAUAGUUCCAAACUAAAAGAAUACUACGUAUAUAUAGAUAUAGUCAUACGUAUUCUAGAAGAAGAAAAAUCUCUUUUUUUAACGGAAAUUGAUAAUGAAAGCACAAAAAACUAUAAUAAGUUGCUAGAAUACUUUAAAACAAUUGAUCUUUCGGCUGCUUGCACAUGCAGUUAA
Molecule: messenger RNA, 2709 nt
Organism: Nematocida ausubeli
Lineage: Eukaryota; Fungi; Microsporidia
Exons: 1
Coding region: 1-2709 (902 amino acids)
Source: RefSeq, a predicted model, not a curated record